GCCGCCGGAGAUGAACGGCAGGCCACAUCUAUAAAACCAAGCCCAAAAAGACUUUCAAUUAAUAAAAACAAAGGAAAAAACCUUGACCAGAAAAACCGAGGAAUAGCUUAGCUUAUCGAUUCUCCUUCCAAAAGUUUAAACCUUAUCAAUUUUCAAUUCAAGCUAAUACUUGAAACCCCACCAGUUUCAUGCAAAAUUCCUUCCAUUUUACCAUCUCUAUACCCUUCCAAAACCCCAUGUCCAUACCUCUUAAAUCCCCAUCAUGGUCCUCUACAAGAAGACUCUUUGAACAAAAACUCCAAGACCUCCACAAAUGCAAUAAUUUAAGCCAUGUUAAACAGCUCCAAGCCCAAAUAAUCAAACAAAAUCUUCAUCACGACCUUUACAUUGCUCCCAAGUUAAUCUCAGCUUUCUCUCUUUGCCGCCAAUUGACCUUAGCUCUUAACGUUUUUAGCCAAAUUGAACUCCCCAAUGUUCAUUUGUAUAACACUUUGAUAAGAGCCUGUGUGCAAAACUCACAGCCAAGCCAGGCUUUUUCUUUCUACUUUGAAAUGCAAGGGAAUGGCGUUUUGGCUGAUAAUUUCACUUACCCUUUUCUUUUAAAGGCUUGUGAUAGUUUGGAAUUGGUGAAAAUGAUACAUACCCUGAUUGAAAAGAAUGGUUUUUUGAGUGAUAUUUUUGUACCUAAUGCUCUUAUUGAUAGUUAUUCAAAGUUUGGAGAAUUGGGUAUUAAAGCAGCUUUGAAGAUGUUUACAAUAAUGGAAGAUAGAGAUAUUGUUACAUGGAAUUCUAUGAUAGCGGGGCUGCUGAAAGUUAGGCAGUUAAGGGAAGCUCGGAAGUUGUUUGAUGAAAUGCCUGAGAGAGAUAUAGUUAGCUGGAAUACAAUCUUGGAUGGCUUUGUUAAAGCAGGAGAAAUGGAAGAAGCUUUUGAUUUGUUUCAAAAGAUGCCUCAGAGGAAUGUUGUGUCUUGGUCAACGAUGGUUAUGGGUUAUAGCAAGGCUGGGGAUAUGGACAUGGCUAGAGUUUUGUUUGAUAAAAUGCCGCUCAAGACAUUGGUUCCUUGGACUAUUAUUAUAUCCGGCUAUGCAGAAAAGGGGUUAGCCAAAGAGGCUGCUAGCUUGUAUGAUCAAAUGGAGCGAGAUGGAUUGAGGUUGGACGAUGGAUCCAUUAUUAGUAUAUUGGCUGCUUGUGCAGAGUCUGGUUUAUUAGCGGUGGGUGUAAAAGUGCAUGAUUCAAUAAAGAGGCUUAAGUUUAAAUGUAGCGUUGCAGUGUGUAAUGCAUUAGUUGAUAUGUAUGCAAAGUGUGGUAGUCUGGACAAGGCUUGGAGCGUCUUUAAUAGAAUGGAAAAAAGAGAUGUAGUUUCUUGGAAUGCUAUGCUGCACGGAUUUGCUAUGCAUGGGCAUGCAAGUGAAGCACUUCAGGUUUUCUCUAGAAUGAAGAUGGAAGGGUUUCAACCAGAUAGAGUUACUUUCGUAGGCGUCUUGUGUGCUUGUACCCAUGCAGGCUUGAUUGAUGAGGGAGUAGAAUACUUCUACGCAAUGGAAAAAGAUUACGGGAUUGUUCCUCAAAUCGAGCAUUACGGUUGUAUGGUUGACCUUUUAGGCCGUGGAGGACGUUUGAAGGAAGCUUUUAGGCUUGUACAUACCAUGCCUUUUGAGCCAAAUGCCAUUAUUUGGGGCACUCUUUUGGGAGCAUGUCGAUUGCAUGAUGCCGUGGAACUUGCAGAGAAGGUGCUUGAUCUCCUUCUUGAGUUGGAUCCUUCUGAUCCGGGAAAUUAUUCCAUGUUAGCAAAUAUUUUUGCUGCAUCAGGGGAUUGGGACAGUGCUGCAAGCGUAAGGCUCCGGAUGAGGAGCAUAGGGAUUCAGAAACCGUCAGGAGCAAGUUCUAUUGAAAUAGACAAUGAAGUCCAUGAGUUCACUGUGUUCGAUAGAUCACACCCUAAAUUCGACAGAAUAUAUCAAAUGCUUGACAGGUUGGGUCAGGACCUUAAGCAAGUUGUACAUCCCAAAGAUACAUCCUUACCGGUAGAAGUCGAUAGGUAGUGAUCUAAAUAGAUGCCCUGCUACAAGAUUGUUUAAUUACAAUUCACAAGCAGCAUAACAAUCAUAUUGGUUGAAGCCCUUCUGUAAAAGCAUGUAUUCUGCGGCAUGGGGGCAUGGUUAUAUUUGUAAACAUAAUGUAUUCCAUAUUUGUUCAAAUUAGAUGGUGAAACAUUUGAAUUGAUAAUUCAAGAUCUUCUUUGA
This is a messenger RNA of Gossypium raimondii (Peruvian cotton), 2243 nucleotides long. RefSeq names its product pentatricopeptide repeat-containing protein At3g29230. The record is from RefSeq and is a predicted model, not a curated record. Lineage: Eukaryota; Viridiplantae; Streptophyta; Magnoliopsida; Malvales; Malvaceae. The transcript has a single exon. Gene Ontology annotation, molecular function: RNA binding; protein binding. The coding region runs from base 189 to 2042 and encodes 617 amino acids. Gene Ontology annotation, biological process: RNA modification.